ACAUUAUCGAUAGCUCUCCAAUCAUGCAUCAAUCGUGGCGGGGGAUCAUCAUCAACUGCCCUUCAAUCAUAUGAUUUGGGGAAUCACACUUCAUUUGGGUAUCGGGUCUGAACCGACACUCCGAGUCCACCUUCGUGCUUCUACGUUCUGCGGUUGGAUUUAUAUUCCUGUUGGGGCGUGGAAUCGCAAUUGCGUUGUCCCUAUCCGAUUACCAGGCCCGGAUAUCCAUCACAAGCUCCCUAGUUCCUUAGUGACGCGUCACCAUGGAACUAAUGAUAAGCCGCCUUUGAUCAUCGUGCCAGAUCCAAAACAAUCCCACUCCUCACUUGAAAUUCGAGCCGUAAGAUCGAUAAACCCACUCCACUUCGGCCACCUGUUUACGCUAUCCUUCCCAAAUUUCUGUAGCAUGACUUCCCAAUCUUCCGACAUUGAGCAAUGGCGGCCCGAAUCCUCCACAAUUAAGGAUUCGGAGCUUGUCCUCAUGCGUGACCUUCUGGGAGAUCUGUUCAAAGUCUAUCAUCUUAAUGCCCUGGGCGGGAUCAAUCUUGCUUAUAAUCCAGAGCCGGAGCACUUCCUAGCUAUGCACUAUGACUUAAUCCCCCAUAGUUCAGACUCCCAUUGCACUCAUUCAUCCGCGAGCACAGGAAAUGGUCUCUACCCUUCUAGUGGAGAUUACUCCAGGCCCUUCCCCCUGGAUAUCCUUCUUGGAGGGGAAAGCCGGGUGACUCGGCAAGAGGUAGUUGUAUCCGCUGCCAUGGGCGGUAAUCCCUCCGGGGGACUUAUUGAGGUGGCCAAGCUUCAUUCUGUUGGGCCAUCUUCCGAGGAUGCUGUGCACGUUCUUCUGUCUAAGAGUGGAGUCACACCAAACUGCCCUGCUAGCACCCAUACCUCAUCGCCCAAGGAUCUAACCCCUUCCGGUUAUCCCAUCCAGGGAUCUUCCUCUGCCAAGGCGAACCUGUAUCCGGUUUCCAACUGCAAAUUUACUCUGGAGAGCUCUAACUUUGUUUAAACAAAACUGGGCUCCUAUUUGGGAAAGUCUCUUGUCUGCCAAGGAAGCUCAUGCCCAGGGGAGGAAGAUGACUGAAAGUGUCCGUGAGCUAGUUAAAUGCCAGCCCCCAGCGACAUCAACCAUCGCCAGGACGUGGCAGCCUUUGGCACUUUAAGCUUCAUGGAGCAAGUACUUUUCCACUCCCUUCUCUGCACUUCCAUUUUCAUGUUAAUUCCCUCUAUCUAAACUCCUCGUUUUCUCAUGCUCAUGUCGCCAUUCUGAAGCUGACUGUGGAACAU
Molecule: messenger RNA, 1287 nt
Organism: Cuscuta campestris
Lineage: Eukaryota; Viridiplantae; Streptophyta; Magnoliopsida; Solanales; Convolvulaceae
Source: the annotation of a GenBank genome assembly